GAGCUAGGCCUUAAUGAGCACCACCAGAACGAAGUGAUCAACUACAUGCGCUUUGCUCGUUUCAAGCGUGGCCUGUGUCUCAAAACAGUGGAUUCUUGCUUUCAGGACCUUAAGGACAGCAGGCUGGUUGAGGAGACCUUCACGGUUGAUGAGGUGGUAGACAUGCUGGAUGGACUGCGGACUGUUGUACACAGCGAGGUGGAGUCGGAGCUCAUAAAUACGACUUACACCAAUGUUCUGCUUCUGCGGCAGCUCUUUUCGCAGGCUGAGAAAUGGUACCUUAAGUUACAGACAGACGUCUCUGAGUUGGAGAAUCGAGAAUUGUUGGAACAAGUUGCUGAGUUUGAAAAGUCAGAAUUUACAUCUUCAAACAAGAAGCCCAGUGCAGAUCUCAUUAAACCAAAACUGGCUCCAUUAAAUGAAGGUGGGUCAGAGCUGCUAAACAAGACAGUUGCUUGUCUUCAAGAAGAAAAUGAAAAAUUGAAGACCAGGCUCAAGACUAUAGAAACACAGGCUACAGCUGCACUAGAUGAGAAGUCCAAGCUGGAGAAGUCGCUGAAGGAUUUACAGAUGAUCCAGGGAGAUCAAAAGUCUCAUACGAACCAGGAUAUCACUGAACUGGAGAAUAAAGUGGCAGCUUUGAAGAGCCAGUUUGAGAAGACGUUGAAUGAUUCUACUGCCAACCAAAAAUUCUUGGAAGAGAACUUGGUGACAACAAAACACGACUUGCUGAAGGUUCAGGACCAGCUAUCCACAGCUGAAAAGGAAUUGGAGAAGAAAUUUCAGCAAACAGCUGCCUAUCGCAACAUGAAAGAGAUCCUGACAAAGAAGAAUGAACAGAUAAAGGAUCUGCGUAAGAAGCUUUCCAAGUAUGAGCCGGAAGACUGACAUACCAGAACCAUCUGAUCUGACCAGAAGCUGCCAUAGAAAGAAAAUGUAAACUGGUAUUAUUUUUCAGUAACUGGCUUUGAAUGGUGUAUUUUUUUGCUUCUAGUGCUUAAAAUAACUUUUUAUUAAUGCUAAUGACACACUGAAACUCUUACCUUACUUCCUUGUAAACCUACAAUUUAUAGGUAUUAGUUUCUGUAGUCACGUUUUUACUUGUUAAGCAUCGACGUUCCUCGAGAAACAGC
Molecule: messenger RNA, 1133 nt
Organism: Eurypyga helias (sunbittern)
Lineage: Eukaryota; Metazoa; Chordata; Aves; Eurypygiformes; Eurypygidae
Gene: LZTFL1
Product: leucine zipper transcription factor-like 1
Exons: 9
Coding region: 46-888 (280 amino acids)
Biological process (GO): negative regulation of protein localization to cilium
Cellular component (GO): cytoplasm
Source: RefSeq, a predicted model, not a curated record